Molecule: messenger RNA, 199 nt
Organism: Racocetra persica
Lineage: Eukaryota; Fungi; Glomeromycota; Glomeromycetes; Diversisporales; Gigasporaceae
Source: the annotation of a GenBank genome assembly
UAUAACACAACUACAACAAAGAUUACACCUCACAAACUAGAGACCACAAUCAAAGAAGCACCUAAUACAAAGGCCACCAGACCCUCAAAGAUAUCAAACAAAAUGUUAAAACACCUAGACCCUCGAGCAAAAACUACAAUUCUAGAUAUACUCAACAACUGUUUGUCACUACACGAUAUACCCACUACAUGGAAACAUA